UCCAGAAGCAGUGCAGAAGCGAUGCCAUUAGUUUAUGGAUGUUUAAUUCUUGUAUUAAGAAUUUAGAUUACUAAGGGACGAUUGUAAGUGCCGAAUGACUAUUACAUAAUAUUAUUUAAUGAAAUCACCCCUCUUGUUUCUUUAAAAAAAAAAAAAAAAACCAAAAAAACCUCAAUACUUUUCCUCCUCACGACUGCUAAAUAUAAUUUGAGAGAGGAGACGCCGCUGGUACUCCGAUCCGCCAUCACAGUAGAGCAGCGGCCACAUCACCCGUCUGAAUCUGAUUUGUAGGUGAACUUAUUUAUUUCGAAGACAUGGCUUCAGUUUCUGGUAAAGAAAAGAAAGAGAGGGAGAGAAUACUUUCUAGAAAAGGAACAACUGUAAAUCCAACAAAGCCGCCUGAAUUUGGUGCACCUAAUCCUCUAGAUUACGUAGAACAAUCCCUCUAUGAAUCAUUUAAGGAUUCUGAGAAAGAAUUUCAAGAUCCACUCUAUGAUGAACAGCAAAAGAAAGAGAGAAUGGAUAAAGGGAUUGACGGUCAUCGUGUGCAUAUUAGAUCUGAACCAGUGAUUGAGGUUCUUUCUGUGAGUCUCUGCAACCUAAACCAAAACGAUUGCACUUUGAACGCCAGCAACAAAGACGCAUGGGAGAUCUAUGGUACUGUUUAUGUCCAUGAUGGUAUGGAUCAUAUGGGUAUAGGCAGCAACCGUAUUGUUUUUUUUCAUCGAGAGGAGGAUGUUGAUGACCCGGAGAUCAUCCCUUUGGUUGGUGGUGCCUUAAGCCUAACUGGGCCUGAUAGUGUUAUGUCAAUGGUUAAACCAGUUAUUGGCAUACAUUUAUCAGACAAGCUUACAGGUGAAACCCUCAUUUUUAACUAUGCUCCUUUGCUCAAGACUACGGAUACGGCCGGACAACAUCAUCAGUUAGAACAAUUCCACAAAAUUACUGUUCCUGGUACUGCUUGUAGUGCUGAGGUGGAGUAUCUUGGUCUAACAUUUGGUGUUUAUGCCCAUGUCAAGGUCCAACUCGCUAAGCAACAAGUUGUGAGAAGUGUAAGCUAUGAAGAGGAUGAGGAAGAUGAGGAAUAUCUUGAUAUUUAUGGCACAAUUUCUGCUGCAUAUAAUCUUUAUUAUUCAGAAAACAAAGUUGAUUGCAUUAAUCUUUUUGAAAUCAAGGAGGAUUCUGACAAGUCUGAAAAGGUGAGAAUUAGGUUUCCUGUUACUGAAAUUACACUGUCCAGAUCUGUGGUUGCUGUGCCUGCGUAUUCACUUCUCACAAUUCAAAUGAAAUUAUGGGAUCGUGCUAAAAAUGAGUUAAUUGUUGAGGGCAGCUAUGACUUUGAAACGUGUAACUAUCCUACAAAUAUGAUUAUUGUUGGCCAAAAUUGUAUAGAUGCUAAAGUGACUAUUCAUUGGAGGGAACCAUUUCGUCUGGAUGAACCACUUAUCAAACAGCAUGAAUUUGACCCUCAGGAAUCCCUCUCUAUCCUGGUAAAUCCUAACUCACCAAGUAUUCCAGUAUUUCCUGUAGCAGAGGUGUUUUCUGUAUUUAUCGGUCGCCAAAAUGAGGAGCAGUUGAAUCUCUAUGGCAUGGUUAACUUUUGCAGCACCUAUGGCGUAUUUAAUCUCUUCAAAAGAGACAAAACUGAUCCUGUUAUCUUAUCCCCUGGCUGCAAUUUAUUACCUCUAAAAGGCCCUGGAGAUGCUCUCAUACCAGGGGACAGUUUUUAUGUGUCAGUAGACCUUGAGGAUGUUGAGGGUCGUGUGUCGAUCAAAGGGCUAGCUCACUCGAGUGUUGGAAUUGAUAAACAUUUGAGUUUUUGGCAUGAUUGCCUCUUGUGCUCAGUUAUAAGAAGUGUGCAAGAGCAUAGCUUUGCGGCUAUACAUUACACGGUCUUCUCUCAUGCAUUGAAGGCUACACUAAAGAUUCGUUUCCUUUUCAAUGGUGAACAUUCUACUCAAGCUUGUUGCAAAAUUUAUGGUAAUCUUGUUGUUAGCUAUGGUGAAUAUGGGUACGAAACGCCUUAUGAGAAAUUAUAUCAUCGGAUUGUGCUUUUUGAGAGGCUAGAAGAAGAUGUUUUAGAAGUUCCAUGCAAGGAUUUUGAUAUGGAGCUGCUUAGACCCGUUGUUGCUGUUCCACAUGAUUCCUUCUUGCGUAUUGCAAUAAAUUUGAGUUGUCAAUCAAGUGGUCUUACACAACUCUUGAGGGACACUAAGGAAUUUCAUGUUGGUAGUGGUGUUAAUGGUUUGAUCAUUGAAGGAGAUCAAGUUGGCAUCAACAUCACUAUUGAAUGGAGUUGUGCGGACUUUGAGGUAAAAAUGCAAGAGACAAUGGCAAAUUUUAGCGAAAAGGAGUGUGAGGCUAACUCAUUGUCUGAGAAACUUAAGAUUCUUGAAGAUAAGGUACAGAGUUAUGAAGAACAGGUGGGUGAAGCAGCUUUGAAGGCUGCAUCUCUAACAGAAGAAUUGCAUCAGAGUGCUGCUAAGGUAUAUUCCUUAGAAAGCUCUAAUGAAGAACUUAAAAAGAUGAUUGAGGAAGCUGAGGGUAAAGUGGCACAAUCUCUUUCAGAGAAGGAACUUUUGGUGGAAACAAACUCGCAGCUGAUGAACAAGGUUGAUAAGCUUCAGGAAUUUCUUAAUUCGGCUGAUGCAGAAAAAGAAGCCACUUCUCUUCAACUUGCCUCUCACAUGAAUACUAUCACCGAGUUAACUGAGCAACACUCGAGAUCUUUUAAGCAGCACUCUGCUGCUGAAGCUCGUCAUUCGCAGGCUGAGGAACAGUUGAAGGAAACAAGUGGUAGACUAGCUGAGAAAGAGAAGGAAGUCGAGGAGUUGGGUGCACGGUUGAGUACCCUUGAAAGCCAAGUGAAAGCAUAUGAGGAGGAGGCUCGUGAAGCAUCUGGGAUAGCCGAGUCUAGAAAGGUGGAAAUAGAACAGUUAAAGGAGAUUGUUGCUACAUUAGAUGAUAAAGAGGCCGAAAUCAAGGAACUCAGUGAAAAACUUGUAGCUCUUGAAGGCCAAGUAAAAAAGUAUGAAGAGGAGGCUCAUGAAGCAGAGGGAAUUGCCGAAUCAAACAAAGUUGAAAUUAGAGAGAUGGCUGACAAAUUAUCUCAGAAAGAGCUUGAAGUUACAGAAUUGAAGGAGAAACUUGCUUCCCUUGAAGGCCAGGUAAAGGUUCAUGAAGAAGAGGCCGGUCAAGUAUCUGGGAUAGCUGAAUCUAGAAAAGUUCAAAUUGAAGACCUGGUUGAAAAAUUAAGUCAGAAGGAGAUUGAAGUAAAGGAGUUGAAUGAAAAGCUUACUUCCCUUGAAGAGCAGCUGACAGUACAUAAAGAAGCAGCUCUUGAAGCUUCUGGGAUCGCUGAAUCAAGAAAAUCUGAAAUUGAACAGUUGCAAGUAUCAGUUGAGGCAUUGGCCCAAAAAGAGUUAGAGAUCAAGGAUUUGAACGAAAAGAUAAGCUCUCUUGAAGACCAGCUGAAGAAACACCAAGAAGAGGCUCUAGAGGUUUCAGGGAUUGUUGAGUCUAGAAAAGUUGAAAUCGAAGACUUGACUGAAAAAUUAGGACAAAAGGAAAUGGAAGUAAAGGAAUUGAACGAAAAGGUUAUUUCUCUUGAAGGGCAAGUAACAGUACACCAGGAUUCAGCUCGUGAAGCCUCUGGGAUCGCUGAAUCAAGAAAAGCUGAGAUUGAACAGCUGCAGGUUACAGUUGAGACAUUAGCUCAAAGGGAGUUGGAGAUCAAGGAGUUAAAUGAAAAGUUAAGUUCCCUCGAAGACCAGCUGAAGAAGUACCAGGAAGAGGCCCUUGAGGUGUCAGGGAUCGCUGAAUCUCGAAAACUGGAAGUUGAAGAUUUGCUUUUGAAAUUACAGGAGCAGGCAAAAUUGGCUGAUGAACGGCAGGCUCAGUUGGGGCUAGUUGAGACACGUAAUGAGGCCUUGGCUGAGGCUAAUAUGAAGCUCACUCAGGAUCUGGCUUUGGCUGAGACUGAACAAAGUGAUCUCCAAGCUAAAUUAUCACAUGCUCUUGAUGAGAAGGAAGAUAUUGCUGCAAAAUGUUUCUUAUCAGACAAGGCGAAUGAGGAGUUACGCCAGGAGCUAACUUCUGAAAAGGAAAGGCUUCAGUCUGAGAUAUCUGCAGUUUUAAAGGAGAGCAGCCAGCUUCAUGAAACCAUUAAAGAACAUCAAGCUGUUGUGGUCCAACUAGAAGAGCAGCUGAAAGAAUAUAGAGGAAAAGAAGAUGCUUCAAAGGCCGAGAUUGACAAUCUAAAGGUUGAAAUAACUGAGAAAUCUGCCCUGCAAGCAAGGUUGAAAGAACUUGAAGAGCAAUAUCAGGCAACCGAGGCUCAAUUGAAAGAAGAGGUUAAAAAUCUCCAAACAUCUGCUACCACGAGAGAGGUUGAUUUGACUUCUCAGUUGGAACAUCAUGUGCAAAAACUCCAAGAUCGAGAUUUAUUGAAUGAAAGGGUUUUGAAACUAAAUGAAGAGCUGCAGCUUGCAGAGGCCAAUUUAACUAAGCUGAAAGAGGAAAGUUCAGCAAAGGUCUCUGAAUUGGAAGCUGCCAAGAGUCGUACUUCUGAAGAGCUUGAUGCCAAAAAUAAAGAAAUCAUGCUUCUUGGAAAGAAAAUUGAGGAAUUCGAGCAAAAACUCCAGAAGGUUGUAGCAGCAUCUAAACAAAAGGUCGAUGAAAGCAACGCUGAUACCAAAGAGGGCGAAACAGAAGUGAGGUCCAGAGAUAUCGGAUCAAUGAUUUCUAGCCCGACAAAGCGUAAGAGCAAGAAAUCAGAAAAAUUGUCUGCACAAACCUCACCAUCAUCCUCAGUGGUUCAGACUCCAACAGCCGAAGCUUCUUCCAGCAUGAACAUCAAGUUUAUCCUGGGAGUUGCACUGGUGUCCAUAGUUCUUGGUGUGAUCCUAGGGAAAAGAUAUUAACUUUAGCUUUAUUACCUGAUUGAGUUGUGGCUUUAUUUAUUCAAGUUUGGUGAAUUGAUAUUAUUUUGCAGUAAGUUGUUUAUAUAACUCAAGUCUUCAAAUUGGUGGCUGUUAAGCUUUAGUUUAAUGUCCACCAAGAAGCAGUUUUUGGUCAUGUAAUUAUUACUUGGUUAUUUAAUGGUGGUGAUUUUCUUUUAUAUUAUUA
Chenopodium quinoa (quinoa) is the source of this 5127-nucleotide messenger RNA. Its product is annotated as putative leucine-rich repeat-containing protein DDB_G0290503. The transcript has 9 exons. The record is from RefSeq and is a predicted model, not a curated record. The coding region runs from base 315 to 4922 and encodes 1535 amino acids. NCBI's taxonomy places the organism in Eukaryota, Viridiplantae, Streptophyta, Magnoliopsida, Caryophyllales, Amaranthaceae.